AACCGCCGCCAAACUCACUCUUUUAAAUCCGGAAAAUCCCUAAUUAACGGACGCGAGAUUCACCUUGGUUGCCCUCCCGCCGCCACUAACGAACCCUUUCUUUCCCGUUUCAUCUUCUCUUUUCCCUCCAAUGAUCAUCUAGCUAGUCUAGAUAACGAUGGCGAUCUUCUUCUUCCUAGACGCAAUUACUCUCUAGUAAGAUGAGAUAGACGCGAUCUUCUUCUUCUUCAGAGUUUGGUCUUGCAUAAGAUUUGCACCUCAUCUGAAUUCCAUGGCAUUGUGUCUCUGGAACUCGGUGCCAUUGGAUUAUGGAUACUCUUCCACUCCUUCCCAUCUUGCACGCGUGGUGCUUUUCUGUUUUCCAUAGAUCAUGGAGACGCAAUUCUUGCCAACUGUGCUAAGAACCUCGAUAUCAAUUCAUUCUUGUUUCACCCCCACACUGUGGUGGUCAAUGUUCGUGAGCUCAACUGGAUGAGCGAUUGGCCUAUUCAAGACAGCCGUGCUGCGUGUCCUUUCUUUAUGGCAAGCUUCUGUUGGAGCAAGCAGGACUUUGAACAAGUCAAAUCUGCAAGCUUCAUAUUCGCAGCAGCACAUGUGAUCUACAGCGAUGAUCUAACCAUUGCCUUAUUUCGCAUGUUAAGGAGAGUUAUGACAUUCGGUUGUGACAAGGUGCUAUACUUAGGAUUGGAGAAACGAUACAACUUCAGCCUUGAUGAUGUUGCCAAUGGCUACACCUGCUUUAGAAGCUACGUCAAAGAAGAUGCAACAGGUGAGCAAGAAGAGAACAGGAGUUUUGUGGGCAAGCGCAUCGACGUUACACAGAUCCCCCAGUACUUGAAGGGUUAUGAUAGAGGAGACGAUGUUGAGCUUUGGGAGAUCAAAUAUGUACUUUGAUGUCUGUUUCGAAUUCCAUUUGCUGUUAAAAACAAGUCCAAUGUAGAGCUAAUCCACAUUACACUCAACACAAUGUUUAUAGAGAAUAAAAUGAAACCA
Molecule: messenger RNA, 993 nt
Organism: Arabidopsis lyrata subsp. lyrata
Lineage: Eukaryota; Viridiplantae; Streptophyta; Magnoliopsida; Brassicales; Brassicaceae
Product: methyltransferase-like protein 22
Biological process (GO): protein methylation
Cellular component (GO): nucleus
Molecular function (GO): protein methyltransferase activity
Source: RefSeq, a predicted model, not a curated record